AUGCAUUAUCAUGCGGUAGCUCAUGCAGUUAAAGUUUCUGACUUUACAAUUGUGCCAAAAGAACUGAAAUAUGUCACCACAAUGGGUACCGAAAGAAUGGCUUUCUUGGACGCAAAAGUUAUUAACGACAUUUAUUGCCCACAUAUUUGUGCUGGACGUCAUCUAAACUGCCAAGCUGGAGGUUAUCCAGAUCCAAAUAACUGCAAUGUAUGCCGUUGUCCAGAAGGAUUAGGCGGUUAUGACUGCUCACAACUUCAGCCGUCAAUUUUUAAAGUUGUUGGUGUUGAAAUAAAUGAAAGACCUGGAGUUUUCGAAAGGACUUCCUUAUUCCAUCAUAAUAAACAUAGAUGUGGUUAG
This is a messenger RNA of Enterobius vermicularis (human pinworm), 357 nucleotides long. The record is from the annotation of a GenBank genome assembly. Lineage: Eukaryota; Metazoa; Nematoda; Chromadorea; Rhabditida; Oxyuridae.